CUAUGAUCUUGCCCACGCUGCCACCUCACGAGGUCACAUCGCAACAGUCAGAUGAGCCCACAGCAAACACACCGGCUCUUUAAAAGCGCACACCGUCGCUCGCUGACCAUGAAGCUGCACUCACACUUUUGUUUCUUACUGUCGCAGUCAAUAUGUCCUCACGACGAUCAAGCCAGGAUUCAGAUAUCGCAGAAGUCAUCUGGCCGGAUGAGAUUCCGGCUACACCGACCGAUGCGCCGCUCUCGAUUAGCCCUGUUACAACUGUCAUAUCGCAGGCCCCUUUUGUUGAAUCGCAGCGCGCUGGUCUCACCUCCACCGGAGCUACCGCAAUAGUCUGUAUUUGUGUGGGAUGGGUAGCAGCAGGAUUCGUUCUCUUGGGUCUUUGGAGCGAAAUGUUUUCUGAAGACUCGGUGGUAAACUUAGUCGUGGCGUUCAUUGUCAUUGCGUCUGUAUGCAUUACUCUACAGUUGAUGCCAGGUGGUCAAUUGCAGCCUUAGUUCGGAGACAUCUUACGAGGGAUUGGUGGGGCCGCGGAGGUAUAACAUUUCUCUUCUCUUCACAGGUUUCAAGACGGUCAUUAGCAACAGAGAUGGUGUCACUUAUGCAAAGCUCAUGGUUACUAUCAAAUGCGUAGUUUAAUCGAUGUCCAUUCUACUAAGCUAUAC
Messenger RNA from Alternaria alternata, 665 nucleotides. RefSeq lists its product as hypothetical. The transcript has a single exon. Lineage: Eukaryota; Fungi; Ascomycota; Dothideomycetes; Pleosporales; Pleosporaceae. The record is from RefSeq and is a predicted model, not a curated record. The coding region runs from base 153 to 497 and encodes 114 amino acids.